AUGAAAAUUAGGAACAAACUACUUAAGCCAUUCUUUCUUAUCGUUGUCUUGCUUCUGUUGUAUGUAUAUAUGAAACCAAGACCAAAAAAAUUCGAUCUAGAUGAAGAUCUUCAACCCACUCUCUCCUAAGGAAGAGGAAUCACUCGAGAGCAUGCCAUUCAUUUUUAUGAAGUCUUCCUGAAUAUCCUAUUAAAUAAACAUAAUAAGUUUGCUGAACAUGCUGAAAAUGUUUAUUUGAUCAAUUAUUUAAUCAGAAACGAUGUAAAGUGGAGGGUCACUGAAACUAUGCUCUUUCAAUUAUUCGAUGUCACAGGCAAUAACUACAUUAGCAAGAGCGAAUAUGAAUCAUUUGCUGAUAUGAUUGAAGAUGUAGGGGAUCGAUAGAAAUUAGAUUCAUUAAGAAUGCUAAUCGACAGAAAUAUAGACACUAAAAUUAUGAGAACCGAAUGGAUUAACUUUUGCAAUAAGGUUUUAAGACCUAAAAUGAUCCAGGAUUUGUAGGAAUGGGAAAAGUUUCAUGGGGCAUUAUCUAAUCCUUAUAAUAUCACUGCUCAAUUUACAGCCAUUAAUAGGGAUGAAAGAAAUCAUCGAGAUUUGAUUCAUUUGCAGUUGGAUAGAGGAUUACAGAUGUUACAUGAUGGAUUCAAGACCUUCGUAAAACACUACGAGGAAUAGACGAAACAUACUAAAAAUGAUAAAGAUUUAUUUGUUAGAAAAAUAGGAUUCUGGAUACUUGAAAGGUUUGAAAGAUGGGAUGGUUUAUUUAAUUGGAUCUAUUAAUUAUUAGAUGAUGAUGGUGAUGGACAAUUAACACCUAAGGAAUGUGCUGCAUAAUUGAAUACAUUUGCAGUGUCGAUGGUGCAUGUAAGAGAAAUCUUUGAAUAUAUGGAUGAAGAUGGGGAUGGCAUUCUAUUAAGAAAAGAAUGGGCUGAUUUUAGUGAGACAUUUAGAAAACUAUUAUCAGGAUAUUUUAAUUAAAAAUGA
Messenger RNA from Paramecium tetraurelia, 984 nucleotides. RefSeq lists its product as uncharacterized. The transcript has 3 exons. The record is from RefSeq and is a predicted model, not a curated record. Lineage: Eukaryota; Ciliophora; Oligohymenophorea; Peniculida; Parameciidae. Gene Ontology annotation, molecular function: calcium ion binding.